AUGGCAUUGUCAAGUAGAAUCGUCCAACUAUCGACCCAAAUCCAAGAUAACACUGCGGAAGUAGACGCCUACCUUCUCGCAAACAACAUCGUGUCUCCCUCGCUCGAUGCAUCUUGUCCUCCCGUUCUAGAUCUUCCUCCGGAAGUAUCAGCAAAAAGAGACGCUGCAUUAGAAGCGAUGGAUGAGCUACAACAACUUCUGCGUGGCCCGGUCGGAACUAUAUACACACAAGUUACGGAUCAUACAAGUCUCGUAAGCCUACAUGCAGCAUGCCGUUUCAACAUGCCCUCAACAUUCCCUCCCGGUUCAACCUCCACAAUCCCCGAGAUUGCAAAGGCAUCCAACAUGCACCCCUCCGACGCCGAACGCGUGAUCCGCCACGGUAUCGCACAUCACCUCUUCAAAGAACCCGAAAGAGGCGUGAUUGCGCAUUCAGCAACGUCGAAAGCACUUGCCGUUGUCCCCUGGCUGCGCGAGUGGACGCUUUCCGGUCUAAACACCAUGUGGCCCGGCGCAUCCCGGCUCGUCGACAUGAUGGAAAGGUGGCCGGCAUCCCAGGAGCCGAACGAGACAGCGUUUAGUCUUGCACAUAACACAGAUUCAGCUUUUUUUGAGGAACUUGCGAAAGAUGGGAGAAAGGCGAAGAUCUUUGCCGACGGGAUGACUUUCUUUUUAAACAUGCCGCAAAUGAGUAUCGUGCACGCGGUUGAAGGAUAUGACUGGAGCCAACACUCUUUCGGCACCAUCGUCGACGUCGGCGGCAGCCACGGCAGCAUAGCCCUCUCACUGGCGAACAUAUUUCCUGCGAUGAAAGUCAUUGUCCAGGACCGACCAGAAGUCAUCGCGGAUGCACCAAAAGAUGCGAAACCAGGACAAGUGGAAUUCCAGGUCCAUGAUUUCUUCUCCGAACAGCCUGUUAAGGAUGCAGAUGUGUAUUUUUAUCGCUGGAUUUUCCACGAUUGGAGUGACAAGUAUUGCGUCAAGAUCUUGCGGAAUCUAAUUCCAGCGUUGAAGAAGAGUGCGAGGGUUGUGCUUAUGGACAGUGUAGUGCCGGAGCCUGGGGUGCUGACACCGUAUCAGGAAAGGCCGGUGAAGUUGUUUGAUAUGGUGAUGAAGGUAUUAUUUAAUGCGAAGGAGAGGAAUGAGACGGAUUGGAGGGAGUUAGUGCAAGAGGCGGAUGAGAGAUUUAGGGUUGUAGAUGUGAGAAGACCGGUGGGGAGUCAGCUGGGGAUAGUGGUUGUAGAAUGGGAGGGAUAG
Messenger RNA from Lindgomyces ingoldianus, 1257 nucleotides. RefSeq names its product S-adenosyl-L-methionine-dependent methyltransferase. The coding region runs from base 1 to 1257 and encodes 418 amino acids. Gene Ontology annotation, molecular function: O-methyltransferase activity. Lineage: Eukaryota; Fungi; Ascomycota; Dothideomycetes; Pleosporales; Lindgomycetaceae. The transcript has 2 exons. The record is from RefSeq and is a predicted model, not a curated record.